AUGUAUUCUCCCCUGAGUCUCUUGGAAUCAGAUUUGCCCAUUUCUGUCAUUCCGGGCACAUUGUUUACUCCUCAGCCUGACCAAGGCAAAGACUUAUCUUCAGUAGAUCUCAGCUUCCUGCCAGAUGAUUUUGGACAAGAUGACGAACAUUGCAACAACAACAUGCUGGAAGACUAUCAAGGUCCUCAAGACAGUGGAAUCUUCUCAGAGGAGAGUGGAGGGUCCCAACAGAAGGAUGAAAACACAAUUCAUCCAUCCUCUGAUUUUUCUGGGAUGUGUCCCUCCAUGGCCCCCAUAACUCCCAUAACUCUUGUGUCCCCCGCUACAGAAGCUUCUGGCAUUGUCCCACAGUUGCAGAACAUAGUAGCCACUGUAAAUUUGGCUUGCAAAUUGGACCUAAAGAAUAUAGCUCUUCAUGCCAGAAAUGCAGAAUAUAAUCCAAAGAGAUUUGCUGCUGUAAUUAUGAGAAUUAGAGAACCAAGAACAACUGCCCUUAUAUUUAGUUCUGGUAAAAUGGUGUGCACAGGAGCCAAAAGCGAAGAGCAGUCGCGACUGGCAGCUAGAAAGUACGCUCGCGUGAUACAGAAGCUCGGAUUUCCUGCAAAAUUCCUGGAUUUCAAAAUACAGAACAUGGUGGGAAGUUGUGAUGUGAAAUUUCCCAUACGCUUAGAAGGAUUAGUUCUAACUCAUCAACAAUUCAGCAGUUAUGAACCAGAGCUGUUUCCUGGGCUUAUCUACAGAAUGGUCAAACCAAGAAUUGUACUGCUUAUUUUUGUGUCUGGAAAAGUUGUUUUAACUGAUCGCUCCUCUGUGUAUUCUAACAUUUAA
This is a messenger RNA of Notechis scutatus (mainland tiger snake), 828 nucleotides long. NCBI's taxonomy places the organism in Eukaryota, Metazoa, Chordata, Lepidosauria, Squamata, Elapidae. The record is from RefSeq and is a predicted model, not a curated record.